AUGUCAACGGUCGGUGAGCAAAUUAAGGACAUCAUCCUUAAGGUGUUGCCCAGCCUGUCUGAGGAUACUCAGCAGCGGGUUAUUUCUGAGCUUCAGACCAUGGGUGUGGAAACGGUCGAGGACCUGAAGUACGUGAAGCAGGACGACAUGAGAGACCUCUUACCCAUCACACAGCAGAGGAAACUUCUGGAGGCAUUUAAGACGGGUAUUUAUCAUCAGUCAACAUACAACCCUUUACUCUCAGCUGAUUUAUGAAGUAAGAUUAAACAGAGACUGUGUUAUUGUAUUGUAAUCAAAACCUUCUGUUACCAUGCUACAGUUAAAACCCUGAUGUGAACAAACACUUUAAAUUUUUUAAGAUAAAAAUUGUGAUAAUUUUCUUCGGUUUGUUGUCCGUUUGUGUUUCAGAAGCCUCACCCGUCCCGCUUAAUCUCCAGUUCUUGCCGGUGAACCCAGCUCACAUAAAGCUGCCUACGAUCACCAGCCCACUGCCGUGUUUCUCACCAACCAACUUUUCACUCCAACCAAGUUUCUCACAAGAAGCGACACCUUGUUCAGCAACACCUUGUUCAGCAACACCGUGUUCAGCGACACCGUGUUCAGCGACACCGUGUUCAGCGACACCGUGUUCAGCGACACCGUGUUCGUCUAGAGUUGGAAAACGCACUUCGAACAUUCCAGAUAAAUGGCCUGAAAAUUUUGAAGUGCCUUGGCAUAAAAUGCCAGACGGAGUGAAGUUAGCCAUGGCCAACAUGAGGAGACCUUCACCUGAAAAGCGGCGCCAGAUGAUAAGGAUCCUGGUGGAUGAACUUAGAAAGUGUGACAUAAAUCCUACGCGCCAUGAGUGUCUCAUCGUCUGUCGGAAUAUAGUCCGGCAGUAUCCCAGUAGUUUUGCUGAUAUGACACCAGGAGGUGCCAUCGUUGGUGAGGGCUUCUCUACUCUGCUCUCUCAGGUGAAAAGAAGAAUUGAGAAUCUGAACCGUGCAGGAAUAAUUAAACGGCACCGAUCAUCAGGCCUGUGUAAGCCUGCCGAUUCUUACGGCUGUGUGCACUUCCAGCCGGCCAUGCCGCUGGAUGAAACCGAAGAGACGCUGGAGCUGAAGCGGCAACAGCUGCAGGAUAUCUACAAGAAGGAGGGGAGUCAUGCCAGUGAGAAGGCCCAGGUGAUCAAGCUCAUGAACACAACGUUUUGUCUCCAGCGUAGCCAAAUCAAUUACUCUCUGAUAUCCUCCACUGAAGAUUUAAAAAUCCACUGGCCUUACCUUUUCACCGAGAGAGGUGUCUUCUGUCACUUUGAGUCACUGACUGACAUUAAUGUGCUUCAAUCUUUGGAGCUGUCCAUGAAAGAGUGCGGACACGGGGUAGAGAAGUAUUUAUGGGCAAAAAUGAAGAACAUUGAUCUGCAUUCAGUCGUCUCCAAGGACGGGGAGUUGACUCUCCGGGUCGUUCAGCUCCUGUUGACCUACUUUGACGAGGACACAGAGGGGCUGAUACUCUCUACUAAAGUAAGUUUUUUUUAACGUUGUUGUUUUGAUGUCCACUGUGCAAACAAAACCCACAACUGUGCCCACAGUUUUCACUUAAUCUGGAAACCGUUGUCUGUGUUUUAAAGGCCUGUGCAACAGCAGCGGAUGUUGAAUGCACCCUGGAGCUUCCAGACAGCCCUCGGCUCGUGCUGCUGAGUAAGUACCAGAUACAGAGACUGUCUUUGUGCAUCUUUUACAUUAAGGUGUAAUUCAAAAGAUGUAAAAACACAAGUUGAUGGGUUUCAAACAAUUUAAUCUCUCUUUAAUUGACAAUAUUGUUGAUAUAACUUUUAAAAGUUGCCGUAGGCGCUUGUUUACCUCUGUGUUCAUCACUUCUUUAAGCGUUAAAGAAACAAUAGGCUCUGUUUCUUCAGUUUUGAGGGUAAACUUUUGUCCCAUUCUUGCGUAAUUCAGGAUUUCAGCUGUUCAACACUAUAAGGUCUUAUUUAUUGAGAUGCAGAAAAGUCAGUUUAACUCCUGGACUCUUCUGCUACUGAGCAACACUGUUGUAAGACAAGCAGAAUGUGGUUUAUUAGUUUAAAAGUGUUUUGCUGUAUAAUUUAAGGUCUACCCUGACACAGACUUUGUCCAAAUGGAUGCAUACGUUGACCCAAAACCUGCAUGACUUGUGAUCAGUCUGACCGAGAGAAAGUUUUUUAGUAGGUUCAGGUCCAGAGAAGUCCCUGACAUCUCUGGCUCAUGUUUACACAGUAUGUGAUUUCUUCUUUCAUCGUACAGUUUUAUCCAGAUUUUGUGGAGGUUUAAGUUCUGGGAUUCUUGGUCUUUAGACGUGUUUUUUUAGCCCCUGUGGACAAUCAUGUUGCAGUAUGUGGUUCUUGGCUCUCUCUCUCUUUGAUUUAAUGCCCUUUAGAUAAUGAAACCCUCAAAUUCUUUGCAGUUUUACUCGAAGGAGCAUAUUUUAAAAACCUUCACAGUCUGUUUUCAUCAACAUUUUCCUCAUUAUCUAAACUUUUUCUGAAAUUGUAGUGGUUUUACGUUUCGCAGUUUUCUCUUACUGGCUUUCUCUGUCUGUUAUUUGUCUGUUUCAGUGUCUGAAGAUAAAGCCACAGUUAACCAGUGGAUGAUCAGCAAUGAUGAACAGGUGAUCUGUGAAGGCAGCCAACCAAGUGUCAUGUCUGGGCUCGCUGCACUUUUCGCGACCUACUACGUUUUCAACCUGCAGUAUCAAGAGGAAGCUGCAAAGACGCUGGAGUUUGUCCAAAGGUAAACCUUCUUAGAUUCUGUUUGGUGAUUAUUUUCUCUCUUUAAAGCUCUGUUCAGUAAUGUUUCAUUGACUUCCUGUGUGAUAUUUCCAAAUCUGUUGCUCGUUCAUUCUCAGACGCUUCAUUGGUAUCAAUCCUGAGAGGGGGUCAAAGGCCAACUUCAAGAAGGUGGUGUCAAAGAAGACGGGUAAGCUGGUGCAGAAGAAGGCAGACCCAUUGAACGCUCACGUGGCCACGCUUAUUAAAAACCUCACAGACUUCGAGUGGGGCUUUAUGUAA
This is a messenger RNA of Xyrichtys novacula (pearly razorfish), 3028 nucleotides long. NCBI's taxonomy places the organism in Eukaryota, Metazoa, Chordata, Actinopteri, Labriformes, Labridae. The record is from the annotation of a GenBank genome assembly.